Messenger RNA from Diospyros lotus (date-plum), 2327 nucleotides. Its product is annotated as IQ domain-containing protein IQM1-like. Gene Ontology annotation, molecular function: protein binding. Lineage: Eukaryota; Viridiplantae; Streptophyta; Magnoliopsida; Ericales; Ebenaceae. The coding region runs from base 7 to 1947 and encodes 646 amino acids. The record is from RefSeq and is a predicted model, not a curated record. The transcript is spliced from 9 exons.
UUGUCCAUGUCUUCACCCUUAUCAUCCUCCAUGGAAAUCCUUAAAGCGAAGCUGUUUGGUUCGACAGAAAACAAGAGAGGUGAUUCAGACAAUAACAGUGGCAGACGGGAGCUCCAGAUCACUGUUUUGGAUGCAGAAAAAAUACAUUUAAACACGAGAUUAAAUGAAGAAUUAACUCAUGAAUCAGACACUUCAAAAUCCUUGGACGAACUGGCGAUUCUGUCUUGUUCAAGCCCGGUAGGCGAACUCGAUGCAGCUGCACUUCGAGUGCAGAAAGUUUACAGAAGCUACCAGACUAGAAGAAGCCUUGCAGAUUGUGCUGUUGUUGUUGAGGAGCUCUGGUGGAAGGCAUUAGAUCUUGCAGCUCCAUCACUUGACAAUGAGGGGCCAGAAAGCGCGGUUUCGAGAUGGUCUCGGGCUAGGACUAAGGCAGCUAAGGUUGGAAAGGGUCUGUCCAAGGAUGAGAAAGCUCAAAUACUAGCCCUUAGACACUGGCUUGAAGCUAUCGAUCCACGCCACCGAUAUGGUCACAACCUGCACCUGUACUAUGAUGUCUGGUUCAAUAGCCAGAGCUCACAACCUUUCUUUUACUGGUUGGAUGUUGGAGAUGGAAAGGAAACAAAUCUCGAAAAUUGCCAGAGGACUGUUCUCCAGCAUCAGUGCAUCAAAUAUUUGGGACCAAGAGAAAGACGAUCGUACGAAGUGAUCAUCGAUGGCGGGAGGCUUGUCUACAGACAAACUGGGGUUCUUGUGGACACCAUGGAGGGUUCAAAGUGGAUCUUUGUGCUCAGCACAUCCAGAAACCUGUAUGUUGGGCAGAAGAAGAAAGGCCUUUUCCAGCACUCCAGUUUCCUCGCAGGAGGCGCCGCCACAGCAGCGGGGAGAUUGGUUGCCCGCAAUGGCCUUCUUCAGGCUGUAUGGCCCUAUAGUGGCCACUACUGCCCAACAGAAGAGAACUUCAUGGAUUUCAUUAGUUUCCUAGAGGAGCACAAUGUGGACAUGAGCAAUGUCAAGAGAUGUGCCAUGGAUGAAGACGUCCCAUCAGGGCUUUCAGCUAAAUCGACAGCAGAGCCCGAGCAGGGCAAGCGCGCGUCGUCGACGACUUGGACAACGGGAGCUGGUCCUAGGAUAGGGUGUGUGAGAGAGUACCCUGUGGAGCUGCAACUGCAGGCCUUAGAACAGAUGAAUCUGUCGCCUCGGGAUCGGAGCAGGCCAACAGGGCUGUUUCCAUCCACCACCACCACCACCAGUCUUCCAAUCCCUUCACCAAGGCCUAGUCCAAGAGUGCACCUUUCCCCCAGGCUUGCUCACAUGGGACUACUCCCCAGCCCAAGGCUGCUGGUGAGCUCUCAGAGGCAAGUUAAGAGCAGCUCCGAAUUGAGCUGGUUAGAACGAUGGAUGGCAGCCAAGCCAUGGGAAAGUAGGUUAAUGGAAGAAAUGAAAACAGAUACAUCAGAGGCUACUCCUCCUACUACAUCCAAGAAACAUUUAGAUUAUAUCAGCGGUUCUCGCUCUAGUUUUUCUGAGAUAGACUCUUUGAAGGUUAAUAAGCACAGUAAUGUUUCAACCAGGGUAUUUGUUAAUCCUCAAUUAAGUGCUCAAUUUACUCGAUCAUCAUCUGAUCCAUGUUCUGAACUUUUCCAUGAUGAGAGCACAACGUCCGGUUCUUCCACGUCCAACUCUGAAAGUACUCCCAGUUCCAGCAACAUCCAAAUGGAAGGAAAUUCUUAUAUUAAUGGACCAAAGUCACCAAAUUACAUGAAUCUCACACAAUCCAUCAAGGCCAAGCAAAGGGUUAUGCAGCAUCAUCAUUCAUCUCAUAGCAUGCUGGCACAGGCCAUACAGAGAACUCGGUUUCCUGGGAAAACAAUUCGUCUUCCUGUUGGUGAUACGUGGAGCAAUGCUGGAUCUGGAUCUGAUCUUUACCCUCCAGUGGCAUUUUGGUAGACAUGACUGGAUGAAAUGUGAAUUGAGCUUAGCAAGUUGACUAUAUGAUGAUAUAUAGAAAGUUGUCUACCUUUUGACAUUUUCAACAGCUUGUUGCUCCUGAUAAGGUUUAGUUUUCUUUCAAGACCUAGAUAGCUUGUCAUGGGGUAUAGAUCAGUUGGAUACAGUUGAUUGACACAUGGAUUUCUACAACUGUGGUGCUUGUAUGUAUAUUUCAUGUUCUCAUAUUGAUAACCUGAAGAAUAAUGGUACGGAUUAGAUAUUUUCUGAUCUUUAUAUAGAAUGUUAAGUGUCGAAUGGUUGUUCUGUGGGUAAUAUGUGUAAUUAGCCCAUCUUUUGUGUUGAUGAUUGGUGAGACUUUUUUCUUCUUUUCGUGGAUU